Messenger RNA from Gracilinanus agilis (Agile Gracile Mouse Opossum), 1047 nucleotides. It is a transcript of the gene SNAI1, whose product is annotated as snail family transcriptional repressor 1. The record is from RefSeq and is a predicted model, not a curated record. The transcript has 3 exons. Gene Ontology annotation, molecular function: RNA polymerase II cis-regulatory region sequence-specific DNA binding; DNA-binding transcription factor activity, RNA polymerase II-specific. NCBI's taxonomy places the organism in Eukaryota, Metazoa, Chordata, Mammalia, Didelphimorphia, Didelphidae. Gene Ontology annotation, biological process: regulation of DNA-templated transcription. The coding region runs from base 19 to 798 and encodes 259 amino acids.
CCCAGCCCCGGAAUCACCAUGCCUCGCUCCUUUCUAGUCAAGAAGCAUUUCUCCACCAGCAAGAAGCCCAACUACAGCGAACUGGAGAGUCAGACAGUGAUUGUGUCUCCACACUUGUAUGACCAGUCCUACCCGAUGUUGGCCAUUCCAGCACCAGAGGUCCUCAGUCCAGCAAUAUGUUACCCUCCACUGGUCUGGGAUAAUGGACUGCUCUCUAGCUUCUUUACCCCAGUGCCAGCAGCUGCUCCUGGACCCCCAGAAGAGCCCAAGGCCCUGGACCUGACUUCUCUGUCCAGCGAUGAUUAUGACAGUGGCAAGGGAUCGGAUCCCCCAAGCCCAGUCUCCCAGGAAGAGGAGACAGAGAAGUUCUCCUGUGGUCAGUGCCCUGAAUCCUACACCACCUUGCCCAGCCCUUCCAAACACCAGCAGCUUCAGCACAGUGAAGACACCCAGCCCAGAAAAGCCUUCAUCUGCAAGGUCUGUGAGAAGGAAUAUGUGAGCCUCGGUGCCCUCAAGAUGCACAUCCGGAGCCACACACUCCCCUGUGUCUGCAAGAUUUGUGGGAAGGCCUUCUCCCGACCCUGGCUGUUGCAGGGUCACAUCAGAACCCACACAGGGGAGAAGCCCUUCUCCUGUACGCACUGCAGCCGAGCCUUUGCCGACCGCUCCAACCUCAGGGCCCACCUGCAGACCCACUCGGAUGUCAAGAAGUACCAGUGUAAAACCUGCUCCCGGACUUUCUCCCGAAUGUCCCUGCUCCACAAGCACGAGGAGACGGGCUGCUCGGGCUCCCGCUAAAAGACUCCCAUGAGAUCCCCCCAUGCAGAAGUUGCCCCGGUGCUGCCUGGAUUCUCCCUUUCUCCCCUGCCAGGAACCCAUUCCAGUUUGUGAAAAAAGCCAAGUGAAUAUUUGCCAUUAUGAUUUUCCAGGAAAAAAAAAAGUUUCUAUAGGAAAUAGCUCCCUCUGUGUUAACUCCAGCUGUGGAGCAACAUUCCCUACUCUUCUCCCCCCCCCCCCCAAUUUGCUGCUUCAGUCUUUAGUGAAAGG